Molecule: messenger RNA, 1281 nt
Organism: Oldenlandia corymbosa var. corymbosa
Lineage: Eukaryota; Viridiplantae; Streptophyta; Magnoliopsida; Gentianales; Rubiaceae
Source: the annotation of a GenBank genome assembly
AUGGAAGCUGGUGCCAAGAUAGAAAUAAUAUCGAGGGAGUUUGUCAAACCCUCAACUCCAACCCCCGAAGAAAAGAGAGAGCUUAAACUGUCGUUUCUUGAUCAACUUCAAGGGCUUACUUUUAUUCCUUUUCUUUUCUUCUAUCAAAAUGAGCAGCCUGGAGUUGAGUCAAAAUCCGAAACAACAACAACCACCCUGCGUUUAAAGCAGUCUUUGUCGGAGUGCUUAACCAAGUUCUAUCCCUUAGCAGGCCAGCUCAACCCGGAUGAUCAUCAUGUUUCCGUCAAAUGUGAUGACUCUGGAGCACUGUUUAUUGUAGCCAAGCUUGAUGUUUCCCUCUCAGAAGCUGUCCAGAAUCCGUCUCUUGAGAGUUUUGCGCAAUACUUGACAUUUGAGCCACUUUCCAAUGAUGUUACAUUGUUGGGCAGUUACCCGAAAAAUGAAAUACUCCUAGCAGUACAAAUCACUUGGUUCAGCUGCGGAGGAAACGCCAUUGGCUACCUGCUCGAAAUCAUCAACUGUGGUACCCGAUUCGAUGCAGGAAGGAACCUUUUUCCUGCACCUGAGAUUCCUAUCUGCCCCCCUCAGAUUGAUGUGCAAGGGAAAGAAAAGUACGUGUAUAAGAAACUUGUGUUCAGCAAGGAAAAGAUAUCAGAAUUGAAACAACUUGCAAUUGCUGCUUCCUCCUCCUCCUCAUCAUCAUCAUCAUCAUUGGUGUUGAAGGAUCCCACACGGGUAGAAGUCAUUUCUGCUUUCAUCUGGAACCACUUGAUCAAUGUGGCACGAGCUAAGGAUCAAGCUGUUGGCGGUAAUGAUGACAAAACAAUGUUCAGGAUCUGGAAUUCUGUGAACGUAAGAACAAGAAUCAGUAGCUUGAAUUCUUCUUCUUCUUCUUCUUCUUCUAAUGACUUCCCUUUUGGCAACUUUUCAAUUGUCGCGAUCGCUUCCUUCACUCCCCCCGAUGAGAUUACUGCGGGAAAUCCCGAUUACUACCGUGAUCUAGGUUCGGCUGAACUGGAGGUGGAUAUGCAGAAACCAACCAUGAAGAUAAGUGAUAGGGUUAUCACCAGUUGGUGCAGAUUUCCGAUAUAUGAAGUGGAUUUUGGUUGGGGCAAACCUGUUUCGGUUGGCCCGGCGUCCAGUAAGGCACCUGCACCUGGGGUUCUGUUAUUUGGCACAAGAUGCGAUGACGGAAUUGAAGCAGUACUUACCGUGUUAGAAGAUGAAUUGUCUUUACUUCCGGAUAAGUUUCUUUCACUCGCAACAACUAAUUUCUUUUGA